GAAACGUUAAGGCAUAGAGUAUCAGCGUUAAUCGUGAUGGAAUUUCCAUUAAAUGACAGCGAAUUAGCUGAUAAUUUAACCGUGACCGCGGUGAACCCGUCUACCAAUUCGGAACUUAAUCUACCGUAUACGGUUUGUGAAAUUCUGGUGGCGGUAUGCGCGGUAUUCGGCAACGGACUUGUGAUCAUUGUUUUCAGCAAAGAAAGGAAACUUCGUCGAAGAACUAAUUAUUAUAUCAUUUCUUUAGCUACGGCUGAUCUACUCGUUGGAUUGUUCGCUAUACCGUUUGCUAUUUUGGCUAGCAUCGGUUUACCAACAAAUUUUCACGCUUGUUUAUUCACGGUAUCCGUGCUGGUCGUUCUAUGCACCAUCAGCAUCUUCUGUCUCGUCGCGGUGUCCGUCGAUCGUUACUGGGCGAUACUUCAUCCCAUGGGAUAUUCCCGUACCGUACGCACUAAAACUGCCAUAGGUAUAAUCUGCGUGUGCUGGAUCGCCGGCACUCUGGUCGGUUUUCUGCCACUUUUUGGCUGGAACGCGGGCGAGAGGUCAAACCAGAAAUGUAUCUUCACCGAAGUGAUGGAUUACGAUUACUUGGUGUUCCUCUACUUCGCUACGAUCAUCUUUCCCGCGCUAUUAAUUGCAGCCUUCUACGCCCAUAUAUACCGAGUGGUCGUAAAGCAGUUGCAACAAAUUGUAACGAUGAAUCCGGGUAGAAGGACCGGAAAUCAGACAACAGGUACGAUGUUGCGUCUACUCGGAGCAGCUAGGAAGCGGGAAGUAAAAGCGACGCAGAAUCUAUCUCGCAUUGUAAUUUUCUUCAUCAUCUGCUGGUUCCCUCUGUACACCAUUAAUUGCAUCAUGGCCUUCUGUCCACGGUGCAAGGUGAACGAUAUCCUGAUGAACUUUUGCAUCAUCCUGUCGCACCUUAACUCGGCUGGUAAUCCGCUACUUUACGCCUACCAUCUGAAAGAUUUUCGUGCAGCGUUGAAGAACUUCAUGUGGAGGCUGAUUUUCCCGCAUAGCGACGUGAAAUCCAGCGUUAUCAGCGUGAUACAGGAUCGUGGGUCUUUGGUGGGUUCUCAGAGGCAACAUCAAAGGCAAAUGGGAGGUCCACCUGCAGCCAGAGGGCAAAGAUCAAGUUUACUGCGUCAGGUGACUGACGUCAAAUUGAAAGGAUCAUCAUCGACUCCUCGCAACGUUUCCAUUCGGGAGAAAGAACUUUGUAGCACUAACGGAUCUAGUUCUUCGCAAAGUGACAAACAGGAGGUGGAUGUUUCUGUAAAUGAUAAUAGAGAUCAGAAUGGUGGCGAGUUUCACCGAAACGAAAGCGAUAGUUUUAGGAAUAAUAGAAUUGAUUCGAAAACUUCACCUCACAUUUCGUCUAUAGAAUUACAGACUUACAAACCUUUGAUGCCGCUACUUCCAGCGGAAAUCGAUCACGUUGAAGAAACACCGCCAGCCUCCAUUUUCGUAAUCGAGGUGGAUGUAAAUCACAUCGAUUCUGUUCAUGAAAACAUGGACGAAGAAGUGAUGGAGAACAAGGACAAAGGUUGAUGAUCUCUUACCGAUUCAUCGAAUACGAUCUAAUCUAAAAAUCGAUGAUCCUUGUUAUCGAUAAUAACAAUUUACGAAUUGUGAUUAAGUAUAAUUAGAGAAUAUCGUAAUUGGCGAAGCUCUGAAGCGUCGAAAGUUUUCUAAAAUUGAAUGCGACAUAUUUUUGAUGUUAGUAUAGUAAUUUGAUGUACGAUACAUACCUGCUAUAAAUCCUGGUGUUAAUACUCGAUACAGAAUCACCAACAAAUAAACGUCAUGAAUUGAAUUGAAUAAAA
This is a messenger RNA of Osmia lignaria (orchard mason bee), 1829 nucleotides long. RefSeq names its product adenosine receptor A2b. The record is from RefSeq and is a predicted model, not a curated record. Gene Ontology annotation, molecular function: G protein-coupled adenosine receptor activity. Gene Ontology annotation, biological process: adenylate cyclase-activating G protein-coupled receptor signaling pathway; G protein-coupled adenosine receptor signaling pathway. Gene Ontology annotation, cellular component: plasma membrane. NCBI's taxonomy places the organism in Eukaryota, Metazoa, Arthropoda, Insecta, Hymenoptera, Megachilidae.